This is a messenger RNA of Dreissena polymorpha, 511 nucleotides long. RefSeq lists its product as uncharacterized. The coding region runs from base 194 to 511 and encodes 105 amino acids. Lineage: Eukaryota; Metazoa; Mollusca; Bivalvia; Myida; Dreissenidae. The transcript has 4 exons. Gene Ontology annotation, cellular component: membrane. Gene Ontology annotation, biological process: sensory perception of taste. The record is from RefSeq and is a predicted model, not a curated record.
GAUUAUUUCAGAAAAACUUGAGCAUGAUAUCCUCUCAAAUGGAUCCACGAUUCCUCCAAAUUUCCAGAGAUUGCGUUUGCUUCAUUUGAAGCUCUCCAAACUUGUAAGCGAACUUGAUAAAGAUCUCGGCUGGUUUUACGCCGCUAACAUUGGAUUCGGGACGGGACUCGGAGUGUUUACGCUCUACCAGAUCAUGAAAACUACGAUGGACAUGUUCUUACUGAUUAUGUUCGUGUUCUGGUUACUUUCCUCCCUGGCAAUAAUUGGCUUCGCUGCAACUUUUGCCGCCUUCUUACAUGACGCGGCCCACGGACCACUUGAGCACGUGUAUGACAUAAACGUACAGGACAUCUCGAUGGAGAAACUCGCUCAGGUGAACCUGUUCCUGUCGAAGCUUACGGGAACCCAGAUCGGUUUCACGACUUGUGGCCUCCUUACUAUUAACAAGGAGUUCAUUCUUACGAUUGCAGGGGUGUUUCUCACAUACUUCACUGUUCUUUACACACUGUGA